Molecule: messenger RNA, 3165 nt
Organism: Fusarium venenatum
Lineage: Eukaryota; Fungi; Ascomycota; Sordariomycetes; Hypocreales; Nectriaceae
Source: RefSeq, a predicted model, not a curated record
AUGUCCAGUCGCCAUGUCCCUACCAAACGUCCCCAGUCCGGCGUGUUAUUCUCGGUCACAUCUGGAGUUUUAUUCUCAGCCCCAGACGAGACACAGCGUGUCCCUCCUGAUGAACCCUCCCGGUAUCCAAAAAGGUUAAAGACGAAUAACUUCCAAAAGAGGAUUCCCGGUGUUCGAAGUAGGAAAGCUCGCAAUUUUUCCUACAGCAAUACUCCUACUCUAGAUCACCCAGUGUCUCUCGCCAUGUUUGCCAAGUAUGAUGACCAUUCGCAAUAUAAAUCAUCGUUCAUGGCUGGCCCCUCGCAUAAGGAGAAGAAGGCCACUUUGUGUCUCACUGCACUCAAUGUGUCCUCAACUACCAUCAUUGAAGGAACAUUUUCCCGUACAACACUUACACAGAGGUUCCACAACCCUUCACAAAUGACCAUUAACGAGGCACGACACACAUUCCCGCUGUACGAUGGCGCUGUUAUUACAGAUUUCCAGUGUACAAUUGGCGACGAGCGGCGUCUCCGAGGCGUCGUCAGGUCGAAGGAACAAGCUCGUCAAGAAUACAAAAAGGCAGUACAGGAGAAGGUCAAGGCUGCUGCACUUCUCGAAGAGCAUACACCAGAAAUAUUCGAGACAUCGCUUGGUAAUAUCCCUCCAAUGAAGACAAUUGAAGUUAAAAUUGUUUAUAUUCAAGAGCUGGAAGUGGUUAUGACGGAAGGCGAAUCUACCGAGGGAGUGGCGUUUAUUCUUCCAACAUGCGUCGCACCGCAUUACAGCAGGUUCCAGCCAGCAUCGGAAAUCACCUACGUCGGACUGGACAUCAAGCUCCUGGUUUUGAACGAUGGCAAGGUAAUAGAAUCUCCGCAAAGGUUAGAUGGCAACAGAGAACCGACCCCCGAAGAAUUCUAUUGUUGGGACCAUCAUUCCGAACAACCAACGUUGAGGGAAGACUUCGUGUUUAUCAUUCAGAUGAAAAAGGGUCAUGAAAUACAGUCUAGGGCUAUGUUGUGUGCGCCGGAUGAUACAGGUCUGGCUGCGAUGAUGGUUAGCAUUCGACCAUGUGACAUGUUCCGAAAUGCUGUCGUUCCUCAGUCAUUCUCGGGAAAGAUCCUCUUCCUCCUUGAUCAGUCAGGUUCCAUGAAUUACAGGGUAGGCAACUACCAUGGACCAAGGAAGAUCGAUGUUUUACGGGAAGCAAUGCUAUUGGUGAUCUCAGGUCUCCCCACGACAUGCUCUUUCAACAUAGUCUCUUGGGGCUCAGAAACAUGGAGAAUGUGGGAACAGUCCAGGGAACACUCACCUGAUAAUGUCAAGGAAGCCAAAGAAUACAUGUCUAGAGUCGAGGCGAACCUGGAAGGAACAGACCUACUUCGGGCAUUCAAAUCUACCGUUCUACGUCGACGAGUUGAUACCAAUUCAACACAGAUUAUAAACAAGAUCCGGUUCUUUGCCCUAGGUAUUGGUGGCAACGUUCCUCAUAGUCUCGUUGAGAGCAUUGCAGAACUGGGAGGUGGGUUUGGCGACAUCGUUGAUACUACCCAGAACCCAAGAUGGCAUAGCCGGUUGAAUCGACUAUUUAGGUCAUCAUUGGCGCCGGACAGCUGGGAUUGUGAUAUCCAUAUCAGUCAUCACUUUGAGCGGCGCAGUCUGAUGGACUUCAGACUCAAUAGCAAUACCUCGUAUUCACAACGAGUGUCUUACUUCCAGGUUUCCCAUACUACCGCUGCCCUUCACCCAUUCAAAUUCACCUCAAUCUUCUUCCUAAUGGACAUUAAGGACAGUGGCGUUUUUCCAAGCGAGAUCACCAUCACCGCCGUGACACAUGGAGAGAAGAAUAACACAUACAGACUUCCAGUAAAACAGACAACAGGCCGAGAUGGGACAAUGCAUCGACUGGCAGCGAAGGCCACACUGACGGAUCUGGAAGACCUCGUCAAACGGGAUGAUUCCAACUCACUCCUCAUUGACGAGAAUGCUCAAACAAUCGGGACUAAAUGCUCGAUAACCAGCAAGUGGACGAGCUUCGUAGCUGUUCCUCAGGAUGAGCCUGCCACUACUAAAGAGGGUAGUAUGGUAGAGCACUACAAAGCAAUGUAUGAGGGUGUUGAUUUCAGCGAACUCCUCACGAUGGCGCAUCCGGAGAGUGAUGACGAUAUAGAGUUCGGCUACAAUACAGAUUCUUCAUUAUCCUCUUCUGUAGCACCAGAGAAGCGGUCUUACCCUUCUGUUGGAAAGGCCAGUUACUCUUCAGUCCCUCCGCGUAUCAUGCCAUUUCCACAUUCCAAGUACCCUUCGGUGUUUAGACAAACACUCCCUUCACAUGGCAUCAUCUCUCGGCAUGCCAAUUACCCUUCAAAGACAUCUACGAAUGGAGACUUACUGGGCACUCGAUACCCAGGAACUGGAAUUCAUUCAACGAAUACACAAUCCCUUCCGUUUGGCGCGUGUCACCACGGUAGUGCCGGAUUACCGCGGGUCAAUUAUAAGGUAGGGUCAGAACGCACUAAACGACAAGUGAGGAACGAAAAUCCUCAUAUUAAAAGAAAGUUCAAUAAUUACCUAUCCAAAUCCAAAACCGAAAAAGCAAGUGCCACGUCAUUGUCUCCAAGAAUCAUUGACCCUCUCAACUGGAAAUUCGCUGUUAAACACCAGAAUGGGCAAGUCUUAUUCGAGCUGCCCGAGCCGGCAAAGGGGUUAUUACAUCUUCACUUUUGUCCCAACACGGCACUGAAGGUUGUUGAAAAGCUGAAGGGACUUAUGCAAAUAGAAACAGGUUCGAAGGCCGUACUUGUCGAGACAGUCAUGAUAAUCAUGUGCUAUGAGACACAUAUAGCUCUCGAGGAAGAUAUCUGGGAUCUCAUGAUGGGAAGGGCACGAGAUGCCGUCACAAAAUUCAUGGGGGAGGAUUUUUUGGAAUAUUUGGAGGGACUUCUCAACGCAGCGAUGAUGCAUAAACAUUACAAAGCCGUGACCGGAGGAAAUGGUAAUGGAGAUGGAGUUAAGGGCAGUGCAUGCCCCGUCUGUCAUAUUCAAUGGCAAAGUUCACGGACGUUCUUUUGUCCUUUUGACCAUGAGCCUGGCACGCCUCAUGUCUUUCAGGAAUGGGCAGAGUUUUGGGAGCACCAGAAAGAGAAGGGACAUAUGGUCUGUCCCAGGGAACCUACUAGGGUUUAA